This is a messenger RNA of Octodon degus (degu), 2374 nucleotides long. RefSeq names its product YTH N6-methyladenosine RNA binding protein 1 (gene Ythdf1). The transcript has 5 exons. Bases 230 to 1912 code for a protein of 560 amino acids. The record is from RefSeq and is a predicted model, not a curated record. Gene Ontology annotation, cellular component: cytoplasm. Lineage: Eukaryota; Metazoa; Chordata; Mammalia; Rodentia; Octodontidae. Gene Ontology annotation, biological process: mRNA destabilization. Gene Ontology annotation, molecular function: N6-methyladenosine-containing RNA reader activity; mRNA binding.
GUCGCGCAGCCUCGUCCCGGCCGCCGCCGCCAUUGGAGUCGGCGCCCCCGCCUCCCAGCUCGUUCCGACCCGGCCUGCUACCGGCCCGGCGCUCCCCGCCCGCGCGCCCGCCCACGCCUGUGGACUAGGUGGCGGGGCCUGGGGCAACGCGCGCGGGGUGACAGGCCCGGCCUCGCGGGAAGCCCGAGCCGGCGGGCGCUCCGGCCCCGCGCGGUGCUGUUCAUGAAGCAUGUCGGCCACCAGCGUGGACCCUCAGAGAACAAAAGGACAAGAUAAUAAAGUACAAAAUGGUUCUUUGCAUCAGAAGGAUACAGUUCAUGACAGUGACUUUGAGCCCUACCUUUCUGGACAGUCCAAUCCGAGUAACAGCUACCCCUCGAUGAGUGAUCCCUACCUGUCCAGCUACUAUCCGCCAUCCAUCGGAUUUCCCUACUCCCUCAAUGAGGCACCAUGGUCCACUGCAGGAGACCCUCCAAUUCCGUAUCUUACUACCUAUGGACAGCUCAGUAAUGGAGACCACCAUUUCAUGCAUGAUGCAGUUUUUGGGCAGCCUGGGGGCCUGGGCAACAACAUCUAUCAGCACAGGUUUAAUUUUUUCCCCGAAAAUCCUGCAUUUUCAGCAUGGGGGACAAGUGGUUCUCAAGGGCAGCAGACUCAGAGCUCAGCGUAUGGAAGCAGUUACACCUACCCACCUAGCUCCCUGGGUGGCUCGGUUGUUGAUGGGCAAACAGGCUUUCACAGUGACACGCUUAGCAAGGCUCCUGGGAUGAACAGCUUGGAACAGGGCAUGGUAGGCCUAAAGAUUGGGGAUGUCACCACCUCUGCUGUCAAGACAGUAGGUUCAAUUGUCAACAGUGUGGCAUUGACAGGUGUCCUUUCUGGCAGUGGGGGGACAAACGUAAGCAUGCCAGUUUCAAAACCAACCUCUUGGGCUGCCAUUGCCAGCAAGCCUGCAAAACCACAGCCUAAAAUGAAAACAAAGAGUGGGCCUAUGGUGGGGGGUGCACUGCCUCCUCCACCCAUAAAGCAUAACAUGGACAUCGGUACCUGGGACAACAAGGGACCUGGACCGAAGGUGCCAGCCCCUCAGCAGACAUCGCCUCCCCAGGCUGCCCCACAGCCCCAGCAAGUGCUGGCUCAACCUCCCCCAGCUCAGCCUCCACCUUUGGCCCAACCACAGUAUCAGAGCCCUCAGCAGCCACCCCAAACUCGCUGGGUUGCCCCUCGGAAUAGAAAUGCAGCCUUUGGCCAGAGUGGAGGGGCCAGCAGCGAUUGCAACUCUUCUGCAAACACCCAAUCUAAUUCUGCCCCAAGUGCAGAAUCCCACCCUAUCCUUGAGAAACUGAAGGCUUCCCACAGCUACAACCCUAAAGAGUUUGACUGGAAUCUUAAAAGUGGACGAGUGUUCAUCAUAAAGAGCUACUCUGAGGACGACAUCCACCGCUCCAUCAAGUACUCCAUUUGGUGUAGCACAGAGCACGGCAAUAAGCGCCUGGACAGCGCCUUUCGUGCCCUGAGCAGCAAGGGGCCCGUCUACCUGCUCUUCAGUGUCAAUGGGAGUGGGCAUUUCUGUGGCGUGGCUGAGAUGAAGUCCCCCGUGGACUACGGCACUAGUGCUGGGGUCUGGUCUCAGGACAAGUGGAAGGGAAAGUUUGAUGUGAAGUGGAUUUUUGUCAAAGACGUGCCCAAUAACCAGCUCCGGCACAUCAGACUGGAGAACAACGACAACAAGCCAGUCACAAACUCCCGAGACACACAGGAGGUGCCCCUAGAAAAAGCAAAGCAAGUGUUGAGGAUUAUUGCUUCCUACAAGCACACAACCUCCAUCUUUGAUGACUUUUCUCACUACGAGAAGCGCCAGGAGGAGGAGGAGGUGGUCCGCAAGGAGCGGCAGAAUCGAAACAAACAAUAAGGACAAGCCAGGUUCUUACGUGGUUAGCAGCUGACUUUGAAAACAGUUUAACUGUAUGCUCGGUGCUGCCUGUGGUGUCAGCUCCCGCGUGUCAUCCUUGUGAGAGAUUGAGUGUUGCAUCUUUAUCUUCUUUAUAGUUCAUUUAAGCUGAUGGAUCUGUGUUCAUUUGUAUUUUUUCUAUGUAUUAUAAUAUUGUAGAACUCACUAAUAAAGGAAUAUUUUUUUGUCAGCUUAUCAGACUGACCUGAUGCAAGAUACAAAUAUCCUUAAAAACGAAACAAAAAACCUAAUACAUCCCAAAGUUUUGUUUUUUUUUUAAUUUUGGCAGAAAUUAUGUUCUUAUUCUUAUAUCCAGCCAUUUAAUAUUUCUAAAGGAAACUACAAAAGUUUUACCCUUUUACUGCUUUUUUGCAAACAGAAAAUAACCUAUGAGCUGUUUGUCAUUAAGAGUAUGCUGUUAAA